This is a messenger RNA of Schistocerca piceifrons (Central American locust), 677 nucleotides long. RefSeq lists its product as uncharacterized. The transcript is spliced from 5 exons. Bases 69 to 677 code for a protein of 202 amino acids. NCBI's taxonomy places the organism in Eukaryota, Metazoa, Arthropoda, Insecta, Orthoptera, Acrididae. The record is from RefSeq and is a predicted model, not a curated record.
CCGGCUUCCUCCUGCGUGCAGCGCGAAGAGGCUGCGCGCCGGUUUGACACCCGCUCUCCAAAGAAGCCAUGCGUUUCCUGUUUCUCGUCUACAGUGUUGUGCUGGUACCAGUUUGCUUGCAGCAAGAAAUAUCUUCCACUGACAUUCAACAGCCGACGUUCUCCCAAGAGGCACCCGUGGCCUCCGUAAACUACUGGGCUUCUCUGAACCGCAAGAAGCGCAAGAUCUACAGCUUCAAAGUAGGCAGCAGCUUAGGAUUCAAGCAAACUGCGGUAAAUGCUAUCUUUGGGAGUGGCAGGGGCACGCGGCCACCACCACCGGCCGCCACCACGACAGAAGUGCCGCAGUUCGACCGUAUACGUGUGAAGCUGGAUGUCCCUGGGGACCUCAUCCUGAUUGGCUACCGCAUCACUAGCAGUAUCAGUAAGAUUAUCGGUAGCGUCUUCCUGAACACAGCGGAACGCAAACAGCAACUGGUGGAGGCGGCGAAGCCGUUCAUCGCGGCGAAGCUGGGUCUGGACAUCAGCGCCUCCUCCUUCACCACGACUGAGCCCAUCGAGUCGCUGGUGCCGCGCGUUGGACUUCCGCUGGGCGGAGAGUCCGCAGGCACUUCUGCAACGUCGACAGAAGACAGCUCUGUUAACAGGACAGAUCGCUCCCGGCUAAGGGCAUUGUAA